AUGGAAAUCUGUCUGACUUUUAUUCUUCUCUCAUCCACACUCACACUCACAGCAGCUGCUCUCUCUCUCUCUCUCUCUCUCUCUCUCUCAGACAGUGUGAGGUUGGUGAAUGGUGGAAGUCGCUGUGCUGGGAGAGUGGAGGUUCUUCAGGAAGGACAGUGGGGAACAGUCUGUAGUGGUGGCUGGGAUAUGGUCGAUGCUGCAGUGGUGUGUAGAGAGCUGCGCUGUGGGGAGGCUGUAGAUGUGCAGUAUGCAGCUAACUUUGGACCAGGAUCAGGACCAAUCUGGAUAGUUGGUCUGCAGUGUAGAGGAUCAGAGUCGACACUGAAGAGCUGUGGAUCAGAUGGGAGGGGGGAACCUUAUGGCUGUAAUCAUUUUGUUGAUGCUGGAGUCACCUGCUCAGGUCACCGAAUGUCGAGACUCACUGCUGGUCCUCACCGGUGCUCUGGGAGAGUGGAGGUGCUUCUUGGAGGUUCCUGGUCCACAGUGUGUGAUGCUGACUUUGACCAGCAGGAUGCAGAGGUUGUGUGUCGAGAGCUGGGCUGUGGGAUUCCUGUGGAGGUGCUGGGAUCAUCUGCUUUUGGCCGAGGGGAGGGUCAGGUGUGGACAGAGGAGCUUCAGUGUAGAGGAAAUGAAUCUGAGAUUACCUUCUGUCCAACAUCAUCUUCACUCAAACACUCAACCUGCUCCCAUUACAACGAUACUGAGCUCUCGGCUGUUUGUUCAGGUCACACAGGGGCGCGGCUGGUGAACGGACCGGACUCCUGUUCUGGUCGAGUGGAGCUCCAGUACCUCGGUGACUGGGGCACAGUUUGCGCUGUAGGCUGGGAUAUGAGAGUUGCAGAUGUUCUCUGUGCACAGCUGGAUUGUGGGAGUGCUGUGGCUGUGGUGGAGGUCGAGUGGUUUGGGGAGGGGAGUGGCCACAUCUCGGCUGAUGUGUUUGACUGUCAGGGGAAGGAGACACACCUAUCACAAUGUACCAUCUCAUCAUGGAGUCGAGCUGCAUGCUCUCAUAAACACGAUGCUGGAGUCAUCUGUAAUGGUGAGAUAUUAACGUCACCUACACCACGAUCAUCCGUGGCGUUUCAUGAGGGGCGAGUGCGGUUGUCUGGAGGGAGCGAGUGUCAGGGGGAGGUGGAGAUUUAUUUCAGGCAGGACUGGAGGAGAGUUCUCCUGGACUCGUGGAGUCUGUCUGAGGCGUCUGUGCUCUGCAGACAGCUGGGCUGUGGCUCCGUGCUGAACUACCGCUCCUCUCCAUCCACCACUGAACACAAACACAUGUGUGUAACGGGUUUCAGCUGCUCUGGGAGUGAAGCUCAUCUGGGGAACUGCAGCAGUGCACAACCUGUCAACUGCAGCUCCGGGGAACAGCUGUACAUCACCUGCUCAGUUAUUACAUUUACUCCAGGCCUCAGCUCCAUCAGGCUGGUCGGUUCUGGGGGAGACUGUGCAGGAAGGCUGGAGGUUUUCCACAGCGGCUCGUGGGGGACAGUGUGUGAUGACUCGUGGGAUAUUGAGGAUGCGCAGGUGGUGUGCAGACAGCUGCAGUGUGGAGUGGCCCUCAGUACCCACAUACCAGCCUGGUUUGGUCCUGGAACUGGGUCCAUAUGGCUGAAUGAGGUGGAGUGUGAGGGGAACGAGACGUCCCUGUGGAACUGCAGAUUUCAGCUGUGUGAAGAGGGUGAAUGUGGACACCAGGAGGACGUAGGAGUCGUGUGCUCAGGUACAGUGUAAUGACUGAGAUUAAACCUGUAAAUAUGAAUAUGUCUGUAUUUCAAACUGAGGUCCAAAGUUCCUGAAAUUCACCAUGACAGUAAUUACCUGUUUAUAAAUGUAAAUGUAGUUUUUUUUUUUUUUUUUACAUAAAGAUAACAUUACACAUAUUUAACUGAAUCAAUAAAACAGGAUUUUUAAUGUAUGUAAUCCUCUCACCAGAGUUUAAAGAGAUCCGACUCAUGGAGGGCUGUGAGGGGAAUCUGGAAGUGUUCUACAAUGGAACCUGGGGUAAUGUGUGUUACAACAAGAUGGAGAUGAAGUUAGAAACAGCAGAUAUGGUGUGUCGAGAGCUGAACUGUGGAAGAGGCGAGAGUUUGGACUCGGCCAGAGCGAGAGUCGAAUCUGCUCCUAACUGGAUGGAUCAUGUGAAAUGUAGGAAACACGACUCUAAUCUGUUGAAGUGUCCAUCUUCACCCUGGGGACAGAACAGAUGUGAUAAUGGUGAUGAGGUGGUUCAGAUUACCUGCACAGGUAGGAGGAGUCUCUCUCUCUACUAGUUUUAUACAUUGCUAUGGAAUUUGCAUAAAUAUUCCAGCUAUAAAAUAAGAAAGAGAGAAAAGUCUGUUUCAUGCAUUUUAUUACUGCAGACGAUGGAACGUCUCUACGUACUCAUGGAACAUGCUCUUCAUUUCCUCUUCACAAAUAUUGCUCAAAGCACUGGUCUCUCAGGCUGAGUGGAGUAGAGGGAAGCUGCUCUGGGAGGUUGGAGGUGUAUCAUAACGCUACGUGGGGCUCCGUUUGUGAUGAUCAGUGGAACAUCAGGAACGCUCAGGUGGUGUGCAGACAGCUGGGCUGUGGGUCGGCGCUGAGUGCUGAUAGGAAUGUUAGUUCUGGUCCUGGUGAAGGGACUAUCUGGCUGAACAGAGUGAAGUGUCGAGGGGAUGAGAUUCACCUGUGGGACUGUCAUCAUUCCCUGAAGAAACACACUGACUGCUCUCAUGCUGGAGUCACCUGUGCAGGUCAGAGGGGUGUGCUAACUUUUCAGCUUCCUGUCUCCACUCAUUACACUUUUCUCCCAGUGUUAAGACCUGAUAACUUUUAUUUAUAAUCUUAGAUAUUAGUUUGAAAGCUCAGACCCUAAACUGUAAUACACUGAUCAGCAGGUCAUAACCCUUAUUUAGUGAGAGUAUAUUUUAUUAUAUGAUAGAAAGUGUUUUUAUAUUCUGUAAAUACAGACGUGUCCACUACUACACCCACCACCACCACCACCACCACCACCAAAUCAGGUAUGUAUAUUUGUUACAAUACAAUAUUUGUUACUGUUCAUCAUUUUUGUAAAUAUUUAUGAUUACAGUGCCGUAUCAAGAUCCUCUUCUGUGUUUUUAACUUCAGUAAGAGCCACUCCAAAUCCUCCAGCACCUAAAGCUCCACCCACCCCUCCACUGGUUCUCUUUGUGUUGGGAACGCUGCUCUUCCUGGCCUUAGUGCUUCUGCUGGUACUGUUUUACCAGAACAGAGUGCUCAGGAGAGGUACGAGACAUACCUGUAAAUACUAAUUACAUUUUAUCCUGCUGUUAAAAUUGUCCUGUAAGAAUUUCAUUAAAAGUUAUUAUUAUUAUUAUUAUUAUCCACUCCCAGUUGUCUCUAAGAGGAG
Molecule: messenger RNA, 3370 nt
Organism: Ictalurus furcatus (blue catfish)
Lineage: Eukaryota; Metazoa; Chordata; Actinopteri; Siluriformes; Ictaluridae
Product: deleted in malignant brain tumors 1 protein-like
Exons: 7
Coding region: 1-1734 (577 amino acids)
Cellular component (GO): membrane
Source: RefSeq, a predicted model, not a curated record